GAUCCCAGGCGAGGGCGGUGGUCACGGCGCCUAUGAUCGGCCAUAUUGGUGCUGGCUGCGGGUCGCCACUAUGUCCACCUUGUCAGAGAGGGAGAGGAACAAGCUGGUCCAGGAGAAGUGUCAGAGCAUCCUGUCCGACCUGCUGAAGGACGAGGACAACAAGUACUGCGUGGACUGCGACGCCAAAAGUCCCAGAUGGGCAUCAUGGAAUCUUGGUAUCUUCCUUUGCAUCAGAUGUGCUGGGAUCCACCGGAACUUGGGUGUUCAUAUCUCCAGGGUGAAGAGUGUCAACUUGGACACUUGGACGCCUCAACAAGUUGCUUGUAUCCAGCAGAUGGGUAACAGUAGAGCUCGUGCAGUCUACGAGGCAAAUAUUCCUGACAGUUUUCGUCGGCCCCAGAUGGACUCUGCGCUUGAGCAAUUCGUGCGAGCAAAAUAUGAAGCUAAAAAGUACAUCGCAAGGGAGUGGGUGCAGCCUCCUAUGCCUAACCCUACUUGGGAUCUUGAGCUUGAAAAACAACUAAGAAAGAAAAAGAGGGAAAAGACUAGUGGGACAGUAGAAUUGCCUGCGCUAGUGAAUAGUCCCAGCAGUCGGGGAACCAGUGCCUCCCCCAAACCCCUGCCCAAGGCUCCUGGCAGCAAGAGUUCUUCUCCUUCCCCCAGUACAGCCAACAAGAAUGCCACAUCCACCGUUAAUACUAGUACAGCAACGACAGUCUCCAGUGCGACACAAGACUUAUUGGGAUUAGAAACAUCCAGUAUCACUGCAACAUCGGAUUCGUCAGAUCCUUUUGGAGAGUUUCUUGCUGCUCCUGUUAGCCAGACAACUACUUCAGCUUCCAGUUCUACAUCAGCACCAGCUGAUUCCACAAAGACAGAAGAAGAAAACUUUUUCAAUCAAAAGCUGCCAGAGAGUGGGGCUGGCCAAGACAAGUUAACCAAAGAUUCAAUUUUAGCACUUUAUGGCCAAAGUCCUUCUCAGCCUCAGCCUGCCCCUGGCAUAUUCGGAGUCCCUAGUGGUGUAUAUAUGGCCCCCACUGGUGCUCCUACCACCAUUCCAACUCAAUCCUUAGGGCAACCACCACCAGGAAUGCAAAAUGGUGGAGUAGUGCCUCAGGCUCAGCAGCAGAACAUGAUGUUUAUACCUCAGCCUGGCAUGCCAGUUGGAAGUGGUGUUCCCAACCCGUUCUUCCCCAAUGGAGUACCGCAGGCUGUUCAGCUGUCUGCAGCUAAUCCAUUUGCACAGAUGCAGUCCCAGUUAGCAAAUCUCAGCAUGACUGGGCAGUCAGGUGUCAUGGGUCAGCCUCAUCCUGGCUUUGUUGGACCUUCCCCUGGCAUGAUGGGAGGCAUGAGCAUGCCUGGGGGUAUGCCUACAGCAUCAAUGGCAGGAACUGCCAUGUCUAGCACCGUAUCAACAGGAGGAUUUGCAGCAGCAACCAGCAGUGGCAGUGCUGGUGCUGGUGGCACCACCACUUUGGCCACCAAAUUAUGGCAAUAACUAGGGUGUGACUUAGGAGAACCCUGUGCUGCCACCUGACACUCCCUUGGUGCUUCAGCCCACCCACUGUAGGUUGAACCAGGUGAGUGCCCUGCCUCAUCCCUGAUAUUAAACUUACAGAACUCCAGUCUUCUAUUCCUGCAACUACCACUUCUACUUUAAUUAUUGUGUUGCUUAUUUCUCACCUAUAUCAUCAUGCUCUCCACAGAACCAAGCAGGCCCACCAAGGCCUGCUGUAGGGGGCUGUGUUGUGGGAAAGUUUCUCCAGUUGGUGCCAGGGAACACUAAAAAUGUGAUUAAUGUCUAAAAUUUUCAUGUAGUAUUUUGCAAUCAUUUAUUGAUACAGUUAUACUGUUACAUGUAAGAAGAGUAUAUUUGUGUGUUGAAAAUAUGUUGACUGGUGUUUGAAGUGUUUUAAUACAUUUAAAAGAAUAAAAGCUUUUUUGUUUUUGGAGAUUGUAAAUAUGUAUUUGCUGUGGAGCGCCAGGCCUGAGUGUGCUGGUGAUACUCUACACUUCAAGUUCUUCAGUCACAGUUUUUUUCCAGUGACCUUAGUAGGAGUGCAAGUUGUUGUGGAACAUAUGUGGUUAUGUUCAGUGUGGUGGUUUUUCUCUACAUGUAUUAUCCCAGCCAGGCACACUUGAAAAGUAAGACAGUGCAAGAAGCUGACCAAGAAACUGUUGAAGUACAUAAAGAAAUAUCAUUGCACUUGAAUGUGCAAACACCAUAAAACACAUGUACUGACACACACACACACACACACACACACACACACACACACACACACACACACACACACACACACACACCAUACUUAUGCAUCUGUUGUAUGCAGAAUAUAGUGGUUUUCAAUUUUGGUUAUUAUCAUUCAAAUUUUCCAUGGUCUAGGUUUCCUAAUUUUAGUGUAAGUCAUGUUGUGCAAUGCUUUUCUCAUAUAACUUACUGAAUUUUUUUUUCCACAAAACAACUAUUAAGGAUUCCAUAAGAAAUUACUGGAAAAACAGUUUUAUCCUAUCCUGAGAGCAUAAAAUGCCUUGGCAGAGAAAAGGUGAUCUUGAACUGUAGUCUUCACUUACACUUGUGGGCUCUAAAGAAAACACCUACUGAGCAUAAAAGUGUAAGUUAAAUAUAUGUGUGUGCAUUAUGCAUUAUAUCAAAGUUUGAAUGUAAAUUAUUUGUGGUUAGAAGUUUAUAAAUUUUGCACAUAGACAUUGUUGCCUUGAGGAAUGAUGUACACAGAUCAUUAAAUUUUUCUUUGUUAUGAUGACCAUGUUAAUGACACUUAAGUGUUAAUUGUGAAGCACCUCUAGGAAGCCAAAGCUAUAGAUAGUCUUGGGUGUCUUACCACAGGUCAGAAUUCACUGAAAAUAUCUCAAAUGUUCUCGUGGCACACCCUUACUGACGGCAACACUUCAGAAUUAUGUGUAUACUCAGGUUGGCCAUUGAUUUUCUGGUGAUUGCUGGCUGUUCCUACUGCCAAUAGAGAGAAAUUUACACAUGAUAUUUCAACAAAUCUGUGCUUCUUCUGUAUGUGGAAUUUUGUUGAAGUGGAGGCAUACAUAGAAGUGCACUACUUGUGCAACAUUUCAGCUAGCCAAUAUUUGUUCAUGCAUUUAAUGUUUGUAAUAUAUUGCAGGUUUUUCUGUUACAUUAUCUUUUUGCUUAGUCUUCAGCACUACCACCUUGAUAGGACACUGUGUUUGUUGUGCUGACCAUUGGUCAGGCUUGCGAAAUGUGUCAUUAUAUCAAAAUUCUGGAUCACUGCUCAAAUGGUGAAAAGGUUCAGAAGGUGAAAUAAUCCACAGCAGUUUGUUGUACACAUUUACAAUUAAGACAGCCAAAAUGCAUGGACACAACUUUUUUAUUUCUCCAGUUAAAAUUUAGUUAGAGACUUAAGUCACAAGUUCUUUGCAACUAGUGUGUUGAAAAUUUCAUUAAACAGAACUUGCAUGGUUUGAUGCACUCAUUGUCUGGAUAUAUACUAAUAGACAUGCUGCUCCCAAUGCAGCACAGAUUUUUGCUGAUCCUUAACUGACAUUUUCCAGUCUGACAUUCAUAUGGAAUUCUUCAUGUCCUCAGACUCCAUCAAAAAUCUUUUACUUGUGGUUUCUUCUCUAUAUUGAGAUUUUUUUGCUCUAAUUUCUUUGCCACAUUAAUACAUCCACAAUCUUCAAAUCUAAAGUAACUUUUUCUCAAACACUUAUCCCACUUUGACUCCUACAACAAUAUCCAGAUUUCUUGAAGUCAUCGUUACAUCUCGUUCUCAUCCUGCCCCUCCACCUGCAGUCUCUGAGAGCUCUAAUGAUAUGUUACAGCAGACAACAGUUAAUGCUUUGAGUACUAAGCAUUAGUUUGUCUUUUUACAAAAUGUUUUAUGGGUUAGCUCAGUCUUGUGUUCAUGGAAUUACAUUUUCUGGCACAGCCCAGGCCUCACUUGUAAUGGAAAAUCUAUGGUCAAUCUGUAUGUACAUAAUAUAGUGUAGUUGAGUAUGAUACAUUGGUUGGCCAUAUCAUUCCACAGUAUAAGUAAUUCUAGUAUAUGCAUUAUGUGUUCAUCUUUUAUAUGUAUAUUAUGUUUCAUGCUUUUCACUUAGGAGUAUGUAUGUGCUGUGACUUUGCAUCAUAAAUUAGCAGUAAACACCUUUGACACCAGUGUAAUAAUGUAAUAGCAAUAAACCAAACAUUUGGAUUCAAUGAACAGUUUGUUUGGGAUUUUGGUUUUAAAAACAUCAAUAUGAGGAAAAAUUUACAGAACUGAUUUUUUUUCUUAAUCUCUUUUUAAAAAGGUUGCACCAUCUUUGCCCCUUUGUUUGUAUUGUUCACAGUAAAUAAAGGCUGUGCUCAAUCCAUCCAGUGAAGCAUGCUUUGAUAGAUAAGUUAAUGAUAUUAAUUAUUUAAAGAGCAACAACAACAAAAAAAUGCAAAAAGUCUGUUCAUACCAUAACUGAAAAAUCAGCAGCAUUAAUUUCAUGAUGAAUCAAGUGACUUCUUUUACAUGUGAUAAAAAAAUGUCAUUAAUUGUUUACCAUAGAAUGUUAUGACAUGUUACUCAGUUCAAAUAAAAUUAUAUCAUUUAGUGUAAAUGUAUGGACAUAUGAGUAGUUCAGUUUAUAUAUUCUUUUCAUUUGAGGUUACCUGAUUCAAAGGACAUCAGUAUCAGCAUCCUGAAGCAAAAAAAAUGCUGCGGUAUGAAAAGCUUUGUUUCAGCACCACUAGUCUGUUUGGCAUUUCUUCUUUUAUUUAUACAGCAGCUGUUGCCUGCCCAUGUGGGAUUAUAUUUUCUCUACCCUAAUCCCUUUGAAAAAUCUAUUGUAGCUGGCAAAAAUAUUGAUACAUAUUUUAAGUCCCAUGUCUUCGGGCUAAAACAAUACGUGGUGGUGAUUGUCAUUCACUUAGCAGAUUAAAUAUAUUCAGAAAAGUUGAGUAAUUGUGACCUUGCUUUCCAUCAAAAUGGAGCUGCAGUGGCAGUAGCUCAAGCUUGUUGGUCAGGAGGUGAUGAACAUGCCUUUCGCUCUCUCAUCUUCAUGUGAGCUUGACCCGCUUAAUUAAGAGAGUGGAAAGCCAUAGUGGAGGCACAGUACAUAAUACAGGCAUAAUACCCUUAAAUUCUACAUGCUAAUUAUUAUUAUGCCCAUGAGCUAUUUAGAGUAAGAAUGCACAUCUUAGUUCCUGUGUAUAUCAUAAAAAGAUACAGAAGGGGCAUAGUUCCUAUGCUACAGAUGUUGAAGUGGGCCACCUGUCAACUGUUUUUAUCUUAGUACUUGUCAAAAUGGUCACAUAACCUUCUUUGUUUCCCCAUCAUGCAACUGAUACCUAUUCUUAUCUAUUAUUAUUAUUAUUAUUAUUAUUAUUAUUAUUAUUAUUAUCAUUAUCUUAUUAUUAUUUUUAUUAUUUAUAUUAUUAUUAGGAAUAGAUGCCUAUGCUGUUACAAAGUGAUUAUGGCAGACAUAAACUCCUGAUGCAAGAGGUUCAAGUUUGGGCUGGAGUACCUUUCAACCAUUUUUUGUUCAGAAUACUGUCAUAAAUUUCCCACUCUGCUAUUGUUAAAAACUGGGUCAUGAUGAUGAUGAUGAUUAUCAUUAUAAUUUUUUUUCUUUUUUUUCUUCUAGGAUAAAGAGGAUUUGAAUAAUGUGUCAGUAUUUAGUACUUGUGUUGUUAGAGAAGAAUAAAAGGGGACAAUAUUUGAAGAGUAGAACCCCUUCCCCAGACACUUUCUCCUAUAUUACAAGGUGCCCCACACAAGAAAACUUUGUGGUAUAUAGAUAGGUAGACAGAUAGAUGGAAAAAGUAGUAGGGAAACUCAGGCUGAAGCAUGUGUACUAUAUCCUCAAAAGUUUCAACAAGUGUCUUCUUCAGAGAGAAUGUUAAAGACAUACAGAGUAGCAGUACGUACAACCCUGCUCGCAGAUCAACCUGUAGGAAGUCCUGAUAUCUCCAUUGGGCAAUUUGCACCAUUUUUUGUGGCUACCUUCUUAGGGAAGCAUGAAUUGCAUUGCUGCUGCUUUCUGUGUUCAUGUGUCUGAGGUGGGCACCCGCAUAUGAAUUCUUAAUCACCCUUAUGUAGGUUGAUUGAUUACCUUUGCUUCUAUUGUCAUCACUUGUAAUGUAUAUCAUGGUGUCAUAAAUCUUUGUUAUACAUAUUUUUACCCAUUUAUUUUUCCUAGCUGCUCUAUACUACUGGAGAUUCUAAGCUUCACAAUUAAAAAAAUAUUUUUAGUGUUAACCUUAUAUAUAUAUAUAUAUAUAUAUAUAUAUAUAUAUAUAUAUAUAUAUAUAUAUAUAUAUAUAUAUAUAUAUAUAUAUAUAUAUAUAUAUAUAUAUAUAUAUAUAUAUACACACACGGCUUCACUAGGAUUUUUCCAUUUUUCCCUAGGGAUCCUAAAUGCCUAGGCACUUUGUGUGGGGGUCCCAAGCUAAAACUUGAGAGGCCCAAACUCGUAUAUAAUUUUGAGAGCAAUAUCAAUUGGCUUUGAUGUGUCAUUGAUGAUGGAGCAGAAAUCAAUUCAAUAGCCUGUGGUUUAGGUAUGGAUUUAUCCUGAGUUAUAUGAGGGUGGAUAAGUGGAUUGGUGAAAUAGGGCGAAGGUAGGCAAGAGGGGCCUGGUUUAACUAGCUAUUUUGGAGAAAAAACGCAUCACCAAGACGCAGACACAGUUAUUCCUGUGCAUCCUAAGCUAUUUUUGUUCAUAUUUCACCUGAAGUCUCAGUCACGGGUUAUGUAAGCCCUGUAUAUAUAUAUAUAUAUAUAUAUAUAUAUAUAUAUAUAUAUAUAUAUAUAUAUAUAUAUAUAUAUAUAUAUAUAUAUAUAUAUAUAUAUAUAUAUAUAUAUAUACUAUUUUCUCUGUCCUUUUUUCAUCUAUUGUUGCCCAGUAUUCAUGUAAGCUAGCCAGCUAUUAACAUUGUCAAACAAUUUUAUUUAUGUUUAUAGAAAAGAUUGUGUGAUUACUGAUGAGUCACUUGACACAGUUUGGCAUUUUGUGUGUGCUCUUAUUUGCUCAUGACAGUUAGAAUGUUAUCAACAUUUUUACUUGUAGGAAAAAUUAUUUGUAUGUAUCCAUCAGUUAUUCAGCAAUAACAGUUAAUUAUGUGCAAGCGAUAACACAUGGUUGAGGAAGGCUCAAUUUGAUUUAUGAUUUACAUAAUCCAAGGUGCUGCUGAGCCCUCAGGAAGUGUGUCCCACUUGUGCUGUGUGUUUGUGUGCAAUUUAAGGUGCUGAUUAUGUGUGACUGAGAAAGCCAGUUACUUUGUACAUAAUUGAUAUUUGAGGAUGAUGAAUCUUGCAAGUAAUUUAGACCCUCAGCAUGCACUUAUUUUGUACACAAAAGUUUUCGUCGUUUCUGAUAUUUCACUAUAAUUUCAUGCGUGUCACACUCCUCAACCUACAUGUGUUAUCCCUAGCACAGCAACACAUAAUCUAUCCACUGCAUACAUUUGUUAUCAGUACAAGAUACUUGGAAAACACACUAGUCAGCGGAAACCAUAUUGAUGUUCAAAUGUCUCAAGACAGUAAAAUAACAAAUAUGGCCCUUGGCCUUGGGGUUGGCAUUAGUUGAACUGUGUCAUACUCCAUCAAAGACAUUUACUAGUAUUCUCACAUAUCAGUGUAAGUUGCACUAAAUACUACUUGGUAUGGAAUAAAAGAUACUCAUGUAAAAUCCAUAUCCUUGUCAGUACCCAGUGAACAUAUUCUCAUAAGCAUAAACUCCCUAGGUUUCUUUCAGAAUAUUUAAUUACUAAUUUAUUGACAUAAUACAAUCUAGAAUCUAACGAUAAACAAUGAUUUGCCAGCAAUAGACAAAAUCCUAGCACAGCAAAUAUCACCUUGUUUAUAUUAGGUUAUAGAUCAAACAAAAAUUUGGAAAAAAUAGUUGAUUUACAUAGUAUGUCAUUACCAAAUUGUUUCCUCUUCUAAAUAACCUGACAGAACUUCCUAAUUUUUUUCAUGUUAUUUCUGUGUGUAUGUAGUAAAAAGACAUAAUUUAAAAUAUAAAAAAGUAAUGUGAUGUAUUAUUCUUUUAUUUAAAGAGAACUGUGGUUCCAUGAUUGCCUUAUAAAUUGUAGAAUUGAAAUUUCCAUCAUAAAAUAACGUGUUGAUAUUACUAUGAUAUCACUAAAGGUUGACUCAGUAA
Eriocheir sinensis (Chinese mitten crab) is the source of this 8124-nucleotide messenger RNA. Its product is annotated as stromal membrane-associated protein 1-like. The coding region runs from base 71 to 1498 and encodes 475 amino acids. Lineage: Eukaryota; Metazoa; Arthropoda; Malacostraca; Decapoda; Varunidae. Gene Ontology annotation, molecular function: GTPase activator activity; metal ion binding. The transcript is spliced from 7 exons. The record is from RefSeq and is a predicted model, not a curated record.